AUGGACCUUCUUUCAUGGCUGCUUCUUGCCCUUUUCUCCAUUUCUACUGCUGUCCUUUCUUCUUCAAAUCAAUCACAAGACGAUGCAUUAUGCCUUCUGAAUUUCAAAGAUUCAAUAUUUCACGAUCCCAACAAUCUCCUUCUCACCUGGAACGCCUUAACACAUCCCUGCUCUGCCGCCGCCGUCGUCCGCUGGUAUGGGGUUUCAUGUGAUCCGCUUUCUGCCACCGUCGUCUCCCUCAACCUCACUGGAGGAGGUCUUCUCGGUGUGCUGCCACCUUCUAUUGGCAAUCUGACUAACCUUCGAGUUUUAUCACUCAAUCGUAUCUCGUUCUCCGGCCAUAUUCCGCCGGAGCUCGGAAAACUCAAGUCUUUGCACACUUUGGAACUUCAAGGGUGUAAUUUCUCCGGGAGCAUUCCCGAUCAGAUAAGAUUUCUUUCGUCACUUCGCCUGCUUAAUUUGUCGUAUAAUUCGCUUUCGGGUUCUAUACCCAAUGGUUUGAUUGGUUCAGGGAGGUUAAGUGUGAUUGAUUUAUCGAAUAAUCAGCUCUCUGGGGGUCUUACUGUUAGUGAUCAUUGCGAGUUUUUGCAAUGUUUGAAGCUGUCUAACAAUUUCUUGGUGAAUGAAAUUCCUCCUGAGAUAGGAAAAUGCUCCAAUCUGAGGACUCUCUUGCUCGACGGAAACAUUUUUCAGGGUAGAAUUCCGAUACAGAUAGGCCAGAUUUCUCAACUUAGGGUGCUGGAUGUUUCUAGGAAUAGUCUCACAGAUACAAUUCCGCCUGAGCUUGCCAAUUCCCUCAAGCUCUCUGUUGUGGUGCUCACCAAUUUGGUUGAUUUAGGCUCUUCAUUUUAUGUCGGUGCUAACGGAAGUGCAGGGUCUGUGCUGGACUUUUCGAGAGGGGAAUUCAAUGCCUUUGAUGGAGGCAUCCCUCACGAGCUCUUGUUGCUUCCUAAUCUUCAGAUACUGUGGGCACCAAGGGCGAAUCUUGGGGGACAAUUGCCCAGUAACUGGAGUAAUCUCCAUUCAUGCUCUUUGAGAGCCCUUAAUUUGGGGUUGAAUAAUAUUACUGGUUCUGUACCAGAGAGUUUGGGUGUCAUGUGUAGAAAUCUGACAGUCUUGGAUUUGAGUUCAAAUGGACUGCAAGGAUACCUUCCAAGGCAGCUGCGAGUACCUUGUAUGCUGUACUUCAACAUCAGCCGGAAUUCGUUAUCUGGUGCUCUUCCCCAAUUCGAGAAUAGGGGUGGCUGUGAUUUUCACAUGGCAUACUAUGGUCGAGAUGAAACUAGUGUCUUAGAUGAGGUGGACAUUCAAGAAGUUUACUUCAAUAUACCGGUGUGCGGCUAUCAGAUGAAUGUGGUUGCAGCAGUAGACUUUGAUAGUACUCUUGUUGUUGCACAUGAUUUCAGUCGGAAUGCUUUUGCUGGUCCAUUGCCGCUCUUCUCAGUUGGAGAUGAUUUUUUGCUCACUCGUGGUAGAGCUAGUUAUAAGUUGUUUCUCAACAAUAACAAUUUUAAUGGAACUUUUCCUAUUGAUCUCAUUACAAACUGUAAUGAUCUCCAUAGCCUUUUCCUUACGGUUAGUGCAAACCAGAUAAAUGGAGUUUUAGAUGCCAAAUUCUCUGGGUGCUUGAGAAUAAUUGACUUUGAAGCAGCAGAAAAUCAGAUUGAGGGAUCCAUUCCCCCAGAGAUUGGGAACUUGGAAUUGCUCCAAUGUCUAGACUUGAGCAGCAACAGGUUAUCUGGUUCCCUGCCCAAUCAAUUAGGGGAACUGAAAAAUGCCAAACAGAUUCUUCUUGGAGAUAACAACUUGACAGGAAAAAUUCCUGCUAAAUUUGGCCAUUUAGCUUCCCUUGAAACUUUGAAUCUAUCUUAUAAUGGGCUAACUAAUUCCAUCCCUGAAAGUCUGGCCAAUGCCACGAGUCUUGAAAUGUUGUUGCUGGAUCACAACAAUAUAUCGGGAGGGAUCCCUUUUUCCCUUUCAACCCUUUCCCGACUUAUUCAACUUAAUCUAUCUUUCAAUAACCUUUCUGGUCACAUACCUCAUUUUCCACGCAUUACAGAUUGCACUUCCUUCAGGGGAAAUAGAUUUCUCCAUUCAUGCCCCGAUCAAGAUUCAGCACCACCUGCUGGGAUUCCUAUCCCUUCUGAAGUCCAAAAACCACAACGGGGCCAGAGAAAAGUGAAAUCUUUUGUCAUAGCAAUAUGCACGUCUGUGCCUAUUGUGCUCUGUGCUCUAGUGGUGACAGCUUUUUUCCUCAUUGGAAGGAAAAGGCUAAGAAGAGUAGCUAGCCUGCAUAGGAAUGUUGUAACAGCUUUUGCAGAUGCAACCCUGGAGUUGAAUUACGAUAAUGUAGUUAGGGCAACUGGAAAUUUUGGCACUGCCAACUUGAUUGGAACUGGUGGCUUUGGAUCAACGUACAAGGCAGAGUUAGUCCCAGGCUUCCUUGUAGCAGUGAAGAAGCUUUCAAUUGGUAGAUUUCAAGGCACCCAGCAAUUUGAUGCAGAGAUAAGAACACUCGGAAGAAUCCGACACAAGAACCUGGUCACUCUUUUUGGAUAUUAUGUUGGAGAAGAUGAAAUGUUUCUAGUCUACAACUUUCUUUCUGGUGGGAAUCUUGAACACUUCAUACAUCAAAAAUCAGGCAUGGAUAAGCAUUGGCCAACCAUUUACAAGAUAGCCAUGGACAUUGCCCAGGCUCUUACUUUCCUUCACUAUUCGUGUGUUCCACGCAAGAAGUCACUCGAUCCAUCCUUCUCCGAAUAUGGGAAUGGAUUCACAGUUGUUGCAUGGGCCAAGUUGCUGAUCAAGGAUGGACGCUAUUCUGAGUUCUUUUCUCCCGAUUUAUGGGAAUCGGGAUCCCAGGAGAAUUUGGUGGCCAUGUUAAGGCUAGCAUCAAGUUGCACUGGGGAAACCCUUUCUGUUAGGCCAUCAAUGAAGCAGGUUCUUGAGAAGUUGAAGCAAUUACACUCUUGA
Fraxinus pennsylvanica is the source of this 2973-nucleotide messenger RNA. Lineage: Eukaryota; Viridiplantae; Streptophyta; Magnoliopsida; Lamiales; Oleaceae. The record is from the annotation of a GenBank genome assembly.